UUGAUUGGCAACAACUUCCUAGAUAUGUAUUAAGUUUAUGUACACGGUGAAUUGAUUUAUAAAUCCGAAUUCAUCUUCAAAUUUUGUGAAUAAAAUUUAUAUAUCAUCAUGACAGAACAGCUUUGCUUAAAAGGCUCGUUGCUGGGCCACAAUAAUUGGGUUACCCAAAUCGCUACAAACCCAAAAUUUCCUGAUAUGAUCUUGUCAUCCUCAAGAGACAAGACAUUGAUAAUGUGGAAACUAACGCGUGAUGAUACGAAUUAUGGAACACCCCAAAAGCGACUUCGAGGUCAUGGUCACUUUGUGACAGAUGUUGUUAUGUCAUCAGAUGGACAGUACGCUCUGUCAUGCUCUUGGGACAAGACUCUAAGACUGUGGGAUUUAACAUAUGGUAAAACAACUAGAAGAUUUGAAGAUCACACUAAAGAUGUCUUAAGUGUGGCUUUCUCUGCUGAUAAUAGACAAAUAGUUUCUGGAUCCCGUGAUAAAACUAUCAAAUUGUGGAACACUCUGGCUCAGUGCAAGUAUACAAUUCAGGAAGAUGGACACAGUGAUUGGGUUUCUUGUGUACGAUUUUCCCCCAAUAAUAAUAACCCAAUUAUUGUUUCCUGUGGUUGGGACCGAUAUGUCAAGGUAUGGAAUCUUACAAAUUGUCGUUUGAAGACAAAUCACAUUGGACAUCAUGGGUAUUUAAAUACUGUUACAGUUUCACCUGAUGGAUCACUAUGUGCUUCUGGUGGAAAGGAUUGCAAAGCCAUGCUCUGGGAUUUAAAUGAAGGAAAGCAUUUGUAUACUUUAGAUCAUACAGACAUUAUCAAUGCUCUAUGUUUCAGUCCUAACCGAUAUUGGUUAUGCGUAGCAACAGGGCCCAGCAUCAAGAUUUGGGAUCUGGAAGGAAAGAAUAUGGUUGAUGAAUUGAGACCAGAUGUAGUAACACAUAAUUCCAAAGCUGAACCUCCUCAAUGUAUUUCUAUGGCUUGGUCUGCUGAUGGACAAACUUUGUUUGCAGGUUACACGGACAAUACAAUAAGAGUAUGGGCUGUUAGUCCAGCAACUCGCUAAUGUAUCUGAAAGAAGAAUAAAAUAUAAAUGUUA
This is a messenger RNA of Uloborus diversus, 1095 nucleotides long. RefSeq names its product guanine nucleotide-binding protein subunit beta-2-like 1 (gene Rack1). Gene Ontology annotation, biological process: positive regulation of protein phosphorylation; rescue of stalled cytosolic ribosome. Bases 109 to 1062 code for a protein of 317 amino acids. The transcript is spliced from 7 exons. Gene Ontology annotation, cellular component: cytosol; nucleus. NCBI's taxonomy places the organism in Eukaryota, Metazoa, Arthropoda, Arachnida, Araneae, Uloboridae. Gene Ontology annotation, molecular function: translation regulator activity; ribosome binding; protein kinase C binding. The record is from RefSeq and is a predicted model, not a curated record.